This is a messenger RNA of Hordeum vulgare subsp. vulgare (domesticated barley), 3628 nucleotides long. Its product is annotated as probable LRR receptor-like serine/threonine-protein kinase At3g47570. NCBI's taxonomy places the organism in Eukaryota, Viridiplantae, Streptophyta, Magnoliopsida, Poales, Poaceae. The record is from RefSeq and is a predicted model, not a curated record. Gene Ontology annotation, molecular function: protein kinase activity; receptor serine/threonine kinase binding; ATP binding. Bases 6 to 3413 code for a protein of 1135 amino acids. Gene Ontology annotation, biological process: protein phosphorylation. The transcript is spliced from 2 exons.
UAAAAAUGCACGCCUACGGCUACCGCUUAGCACAACUCAGUAGCACACAGAUGGCUCCUGUACCUGUAGGGACUCUUAGUUCAUCACUCUUCAGAGUCACCAUCCUCCUCACUUUCUUGACCUCUUUUGCCCCUGCUUCUUCACUAGAUGGCACCACACUGGACGACCAAUCCGGUAAGGACUUCCAGGCACUCCUUUGUCUCAAGAACCACCUUUCUAACAAUAACAAAGCCCUCGCCUCGUGGAACAAUACCCUUCAGUAUUGCAGUUGGCCUGGUGUCACCUGUGGCAAGAAGCACGCAUCUCGCGUCACAGUGCUUGACCUUGAAUCGCUAAGCCUGAACGGCCAAAUACCACCCUGCAUCGGUAAUCUCACUUUCCUCGCAAAAAUCUACCUACAGGAGAACCUGCUGAAUGGUGGGAUCCCCCCUGAGGUAGGUCAUCUGCGCCACCUUGUCGAGCUUUACCUUCCAUAUAACAAUCUUACUGGUGUAAUACCAAACUCUUUAUCUAACUGUUCUAGCCUUCAGAUCAUUGAUCUUGAAAGCAACUCCCUCCAUGGAAGCAUUCCGGAUGGGCUCGGCCUGCUUCCUGAUCUUUCAGUUCUGUCUGUUCCUGGAAACAAGUUGACAGGCAAUAUUCCUUACACACUUGGAAGCAGCUCAUCACUCAACUAUGUCUACCUGGCAAACAACAGCCUAACUGGGGGCAUCCCAUCUCUCCUAGCAAAUAGUUCAUCAACUAUCUGGCUGAACUUGGAAAGCAAUUAUCUCGAUGGAGAGGUACCUCCUUCUCUCUUUAACAGCUCGUUUCUUGAAGUCUUAAAUUUGAAAGGAAAUAACUUCUUUGGGUCUAUUCCACCUUUCUCAACUAACUCAAUGUUGCAAACUCUUUUCCUAUCCUACAAUAAUCUCUCAGGAAAAAUACCUUCCUCUCUAGGAAACUCCACUUCCCUGAUUGAGCUGUUACUUGCAGCAAAUCACUUGCAAGGAAGCCUCCCGUGGAGUUUAAGUAAAAUUCCAAACUUGCAAAUGUUAGACCUGACUAACAACAACUUGUCAGGAACCGUUCCAGGCUCUCUAUUCAAUAUAUCGACACUCACAUACCUUGGCAUGGGCACUAACAGCCUAACAGGAGAUAUUCCAGAAAAUAUUGGCCACACCCUUCCAAGAAUCCAGACAUUCAUUGUUCAAGGAAACAGAUUCGGAGGUCGUAUUCCCACUACAAUGGCCAAGGCCAGAAAUCUUCAGAAAAUUAAUCUCGGUGACAAUGCAUUCCAUGGUAUUAUUCCUUAUUUUGGGUCCUUGCCCAACUUAAUCGAACUAAAUCUAUGUAAGAACCAACUCGAAGCUGGAGACUGGACUUUCCUGCACUCGCUCGCCAGUUGUACAAAGCUGGUAAGUUUACGUUUAGAUGAAAAUAACCUACAAGGUGAACUGCCAAAGUCCAUAGGUGAUCUUCCAAAAAGCUUAGAAUCUCUGUACUUGUCAGCCAAUAAAAUAUCUGGCACCAUACCACAUGAGAUAGGGAACAUUAGUAGCCUCAAACUUCUUUACAUGGAGCACAAUUUGCUUACUGGAACCAUUCCGGGCUCACUUGGAAACCUUUCAAACUUGUUCGUUCUAAGCUUAUCACAAAACAAGCUAUCUGGUCAAAUCCCACUUUCAAUUCAAAACCUUGGUCAAUUAAGUGAGCUCUAUUUGCAGCAAAAUAAUUUGAGCAGGCCCAUCCCAGUAGCUUUAGCACAGUGCAAUAAGUUACACACUCUAAACCUCUCUUGCAACUCAUUUGAUGGAACAAUACCAAAAGAACUGUUCACUAUUUCCACACUUGCUGAAGGUCUUGAUCUCUCUCACAACAAACUCUCUGGACAUAUACCGAUGGAGAUUGGCAAAUUAAUCAACCUUUCCCCCCUCGAUAUUUCCAACAACCUGUUGACUGGAGAAAUUCCCUCAACUCUGGGCCAGUGCCUCCAUUUAGAGUCCCUCCACCUGGAAGGGAAUCUACUUGAUGGGCGAAUCCCUCAAUCUUUCGCUGCAUUGAAAGGCAUCAGCGACAUGGAUCUUUCUCGAAACAACUUGUCCGGUCAAGUUCCAGACUUCUUUGAGGCCUUCAACUCCAUGUCACUUCUCAAUUUGUCAUUCAACAACCUGGAGGGACCCAUGCCAACUGGUGGGAUCUUCCAAAAUGCAAGCAAAGUGUUCGUCCAGGGGAACAAAGAGUUGUGUGCUGUCUCGCCACUAUUGAGAUUGCCACUUUGCCACACGGCUGCAUCUCAACAAGGACACAGAUUCCACAUUCUGAAGAUAAUAGGAUUAUCUGCUCUUGCCUUGGUCAUGUUAUCAUGUUUUGGAGUCAUUUUCUUGAAGAAGGGAAAGAAAGUUAAACAAGAAGAUCAUCCAUCGUUUGAGGAGUUAAAGAAGUUCACAUAUGCUGAUUUAGUGAAAGCAACAAAUGGUUUCUCUUUAGCCAACUUGGUUGGUUCGGGAAAGUAUGGGUCCGUAUACAAAGGUAAAAUUGAGUCUGAAGAACACGCAGUUGCUAUCAAAGUUUUCAAACUUGAUCAACCUGGGGCUACGAAAAGCUUCGUUGCUGAAUGUCAAGCACUCAAAAACACUCGUCAUCGUAAUCUUGUAAGGGUGAUCACUGUAUGCUCGACAAGUGAUCUGACAGGACAUGAGUUCAAAGCUCUUGUCCUUGAAUAUAUGGUUAAUGGCAACCUUGAAAGUUGGCUCCAUCCGACACUCCACGAGCAUCAUUUGGAAAGGCCCUUGUCUUUGAGUUCAAGAAUAGCAAUAGUAGUGGACAUAGCAGCUGCUUUAGAUUACCUGCAUAACCAUUGCAUGCCUCCUAUGACACACUGUGAUCUGAAGCCAAGCAAUGUCCUUCUGGAUGAUGUCAUGGGUGCAUGUGUUGGUGACUUCGGGUUGACUAAGUUCGUACACAGUUAUACUUCUUCCAGGAUUGAUGGUUCUACGAGCUUAGUGGGACCAAGAGGAUCAGUUGGAUACAUUGCACCAGAAUAUGGCUUUGGGAGCAAAAUCUCCACUGAGGGUGAUGUAUACAGCUAUGGAGUUAUCAUCUUAGAAAUGCUCACAGGAAAGCGUCCAACUGAUGAGAUGUUUAAAGAUGGCCUGAGCCUUUACAAUUUUGUGGAGAAAUCAUUUCCUGAAAAGAUUGGUGAGAUUCUAGAUCCAAGAAUCAUUCCCUAUUAUGCGGACCAAGACGAAGAAGCAGGCAGGGCUGUAGAUCAAGAAAAUCAUCAUCAAAUGGCUGGAAUGAGCUGCAUCAUCAAGCUCGUUAAGAUUGGCCUCAUGUGCGCUGCAGAGACACCUAAAUAUCGUCCCUCGAUGCAGGAUGUUUACAUUGAGAUCACCGCAAUCAAAGAAGCAUUUUCAGCACUGCAGGGUUGAACAAAAGUACAUUCGUUUUCUAUUGCUCAGAUGUUGCUGCUGCAGGAAGACCUAAGACUAGUUUACUUCACAUAAUUCUUUACUCUUUCUCGAUACAAAUCAAUGUUAUGUCGUGGAUCGUCUUCCAUUUUACAAGUAAAUCUAUGUUCGUCGUGUAUGUAAACUGUGGUUCAAUCUAUAUCAAAUAAAAAAGUUCAGCACAUGAACUUUUCUUU